Messenger RNA from Fimicolochytrium jonesii, 1137 nucleotides. RefSeq names its product glycolipid 2-alpha-mannosyltransferase-domain-containing protein. The transcript has 3 exons. Gene Ontology annotation, cellular component: Golgi apparatus; membrane. Lineage: Eukaryota; Fungi; Chytridiomycota; Chytridiomycetes; Spizellomycetales; Powellomycetaceae. The record is from RefSeq and is a predicted model, not a curated record. Gene Ontology annotation, molecular function: alpha-1,2-mannosyltransferase activity. The coding region runs from base 1 to 1137 and encodes 378 amino acids. Gene Ontology annotation, biological process: protein N-linked glycosylation; cell wall mannoprotein biosynthetic process.
AUGCUCAGCAGUCCGUUACCGAGCUUCGCCCGGGAGUUGGGCUAUUACAACGAGGUGGGCGGAGAGCGCGCCAGCGCUGCUAUCGUCAUAUUGUCGAGGAAUAAGGAGCUAGACGACGUGAUACAUACGCUGAGGACGUUCGAGCCGGUUUUCAAUGCCAAGUACAGAUACCCGUACGUUUUCCUGAACGACAAAAAGUGGGAUCCCAGUUUCAAACGGAAAGUGGCCGCAUUUCUCUCGGCCGUCCGAGGUGAAAACAUCUCGGAAUCGGACGAUCGCUACCUUCGUUUUGGGCUGAUUGAGAAAGAACAUUGGUCAUGGCCCACGAGCGUCAAUGAGAAACGAGCUCGCGCUCAUAUGGCGCUGGACGCGAAAAACGGCGUGCCGUAUGCGGACAUGGACAGUUAUCACCAUAUGUGCCGUUACCAGAGCGGGUUUUUCUUUAAGCAUGAGCUGUUGAAGGAUUUCAAGUACUACUGGAGGGUUGAGCCAGACGUGGACUAUUACUGCCCACUCUCCUACGACCCCCUCCUCUACAUGCAAAAAACCAACAAGAAAUAUGGCUUCAACAUCGUCGCGCCCGAGUUCAUGGCUACCGUCCCAUCCCUCGGCAAAACGGUCAAAGCCUACAUGGCCGACCAAAACAUCACCUCGAUACCCGACACGCUCUCCCUGAUGUGGGAUAUGACAGCCGACGAUUACAACGGCCUGCAUUUCUGGUCAAACUUUGAAAUCGCGUCGCUGGACUGGUUCAGAUCGGAUGAGUACACUAAGCUGUUCAAUUACCUCGACGCGACGGGUAACUUCUACUACGAGCGGUGGGGCGACGCGCCCGUGCAUUCCGUCGCCGCUGGGGUGCUGUUGAAGCCAGACGAGCUGCAUUAUUUCGAGGAUAUCGGGUAUCGGCAUGGCGACCGCGUCCAUUGCCCCGCUGUGAGGGAACGGGAGGGCGUGUAUGGCCCGUGCGCUUGCAAUUUGGAACGGUUAAAGAAGACGUGGGUCAAGUGGGGGAUCUGGGCCUACUCGGAUUCGUGGAUGGAGAUGCUCAAAAAGUGGAACGCGUGGGCUGUGGUGCACCAGUCUGGGGAAAGCACGUUGGGCCCGGAUAAUGGACCUACGGACCAGGCAGGGCCGUAG